This is a messenger RNA of Zingiber officinale, 1403 nucleotides long. RefSeq names its product cell division protein FtsY homolog, chloroplastic-like. Bases 16 to 1176 code for a protein of 386 amino acids. The record is from RefSeq and is a predicted model, not a curated record. NCBI's taxonomy places the organism in Eukaryota, Viridiplantae, Streptophyta, Magnoliopsida, Zingiberales, Zingiberaceae. The transcript is spliced from 11 exons. Gene Ontology annotation, biological process: SRP-dependent cotranslational protein targeting to membrane. Gene Ontology annotation, molecular function: GTPase activity; GTP binding; signal recognition particle binding. Gene Ontology annotation, cellular component: membrane.
UUAAUAUAUAUUAAAAUGGAGAGGGAGGGGAUAAGAAGAGCAGCGUUAACAGCGGUAGAGACGAUGGCCGUCGUCGCUUCGUCGCGGCUUGCCAUCUCCUUCCUCUCGCAUUCGCCUCGUCUCUCUUCUCCUGCUUCAGCGGCGUCCUUUUCUGUCUUCGUUUCCAGGGGAGUCUCUUCGGCAGCUCGGUUUCGGUGCGCCGCCGGGCAAACUGGGUUCUUCACCCGGCUGGGUCGCCUCAUCAAGGAGAAGGCCAAGAGCGAUGUUGAUAAGCUCUUCUCAGGAUUCUCCAAGACGCGUGAGAGCCUCUCCGUUGUGGAUGAGCUCCUCCUCUACUGGAACCUCGCCGACACCGACCGAGUUCUGGAUGAGCUCGAAGAGGCACUUUUAGUGUCUGAUUUCGGCCCGAAAAUUUCGUUCAAGAUCGUGGACAGCCUUCGGGAAGAUAUACUAGCGGGGAAGCUGAAGUCUGGAAGUGAGAUAAAGGAGGCUUUGAAGACGAGCGUGCUCCAGUUGUUGACAAGCAAGGGCAGUAAGACAGAGCUUCAGCUGGGAUUUAGAAAACCUGCAGUGAUUAUGAUUGUUGGUGUUAAUGGAGGUGGAAAGACAACGUCUCUUGGAAAACUUGCUCAUAGAUUGAAAAAUGAAGGGGUAAAGGUUUUAUUGGCAGCAGGUGAUACAUAUAGAGCAGCAGCUAGUGAACAACUGGAAGUAUGGGCUGAGAGAACGCAAUCAGAAAUAGUUGUGGCUGAUGAUGAUAAAGUGAAGGCCCCAUCAGUCCUUUCAAAGGCAGUGAAAAAGGGCAAACAGCAAGGCUAUGAUGUGAUCUUGUGUGAUACGUCCGGACGUCUUCAUACAAACUACAGUCUGAUGGAGGAGUUGGUGUCAUGCAAGAAAGCUGUUGCCAAAGUCAUUCCAGGUGCUCCAAAUGAGAUACUGCUUGUUCUUGAUGGAACCACUGGUUUGAACAUGCUGCCCCAGGCGAGAGAAUUUAAUGAAGUUGUUGGCGUCACUGGAUUAGUACUAACGAAGCUGGAUGGUUCCGCUCGAGGUGGAUGCGUGGUCAGUGUGGUGGAGGAACUCGGUAUCCCUGUCAAGUUCGUCGGUGUUGGCGAAGGAGUUGAUGACCUCCAACCAUUUGAUGCUGAGGCCUUCGUUAAUGCCAUUUUCUCUUGACUUUGGAGGCAUUAUCCUGGAAACAUCUUGUGCAGUUUUUUCUGAUGAUGGCACAAAGCUUUCUUGAUGUGAUGAGACAUGUACAGUUGACUCCCUGUUCUAGCAACAUUAAACCUAGAUAUUUGAAACAUAUUUUUCAUUCAUUAAAAACUGUAAUGCGUGUAUAAAAGUCUGUACGUAAUUUUGAUGGAAAAUGAUCUCUUCAGCAUUCUUUCCUCUUGUUCAAA